This is a messenger RNA of Closterium sp. Yama58-4, 2868 nucleotides long. Lineage: Eukaryota; Viridiplantae; Streptophyta; Zygnematophyceae; Desmidiales; Closteriaceae. The record is from the annotation of a GenBank genome assembly.
AUGUCGGGUUACCAGCCGGGAGGCGGGGUACCUGGCGACGAGUCACAGGUAGGGUUACCACCGUCGCAAGGAGGCCCGCAGCGGGGAUUCGUGCGACCACAGCGUGCGACCGGUAACCAUCGCAGAGCGAUGUCGUUCAGCGGUGGCCAGGCGUCGAGCUCCAUGGAAUUUUCCGCGGAAGCAUUUUCCCGCGAAGGGUUUCAACAUCCGCAGCAGCGAUCGCAUGCGAUGCAGCAGCAGCCAUCUUUCCCACAGCACCAGCAGCAGCAGCAGCAGCAUCAGCAGCAACAACAGCAGCCUCCGUCGCAGAUGCAGCAGCAGGGACGGUCACCGGUGCGCUCUGCCUCACAUGACGGCGACGGCAGCAGUCGGCCGUUAGUCGCCGGCAGCAGGUCCCCCCAAGGACCUGUCGCGGCCGGCCCGCGCCCCGCUGCUGUGCGUGUGCCCGCAAUGCGAGGGGCAGCGGGCGGGGGAAGGGGGAGCUCCGCCGCAGCUUCCGCGAUUUCAUAUGCCGGCGCUAAAGUUGGGGACGAGGAGGAGGAGGAGGGCGAGGACGAAUACGAGGAGGAAGAGAGUCCGCAGCGGGUGGGGCGUCAGGAUUCCGUCCGGAGCUCCAUUUCCGAUACCAGCGCCGACCGCGUGGGCGGAAGGAGCGGGUUACGCCCGCAGCGAAUGAAGAACGGACCGGACGGGGGGAGCGCAUCCUUGCGCAUGCCCCCGCGCCCCCCCGGUGCGAACCCCGCGGCCUAUGCGGGGGCGAACCCGCCCGUCGACAGCCCGAUGGCCCGCCAGCAGCACCGGCGAGGCGCGUCGUUCGACUCGCGCGUGGUCACGGAGUCGUUGAGUGGUCCCCCCUCAUUCCCCUCCCCUUCCUCCUCCUCAGGCGCGGCUCCGUCAGGAGGUCCCUCUUCCCCCCAUGUGCUUUCGCAGUCGCGCUCGGCGAAUCUCUCCCGCGCGCCGGUCUCCGGUGGUGCGCCGACCAGGGAUCAGCGCGCCUCAGCGGGGAUCAGCGGCUUUGCAGGGAAUGCGGGACGCGCCGGCGGUGGCGAUGGUAACGUCGCGGUUAGCAGCGGUGCUAGUAGCGUUGGAAGCGGUGCUGGUUUUAACGCAAAUAGCGGAGGUGGUGGCGGCGUGAGGGGUCCGGCCGGGUCGCAGGCGGGGUCGCAGGCUGCGUCACAGGCUGGGUCGCAGGCGAGGUCGCAUGGGUCGCAGGCAGGGUCGCAAGCUGGGUCGCGGCCGUGGCACCGCCGCUCGCUGUCGACGCCCGUGGAAGAGUUCGCGCCGCAAUUAUCCUCCCCCACCACCAGGCCGGUGCCGCCUGGCAGAGGGGGCGCAGGGGGGUUGGGGGGGUUAGGGGGAGUUGGGCGAGCAGGGGGAGGGCCAGGCCCAGCAAUGUCCGCCCGCUCGCCGCCCCAGGCUCCGAGUUCCGGUAUGGGCGUGAGCAUGGGCGCGGGCAUGGGCGCAGGCAUGGGCGCGGAUAUUGGCGGGGGCGCCUUUGGCAGCGGGAGAGGCGCGGAUGGGGCGCCAGCAGCGCGCGGAAGGGGACGGGGCAGGGGCAUGGAGGGGAGAGGAGAGAUGGCGUUCCGGGGCGGGCGGGCGGGAAUGGGCGGAGUGGGGGGGAUGGGGGGACGGGGGCGGGGGCGCGCGCACCACCGCGCGUUCUCAGAGUCCCAGAUGGGGUUCCUUCACACCACGGAUUUUAGCUCCAUGCAGGAGGACGCGGAAGGGGGACAGGCGGAGUGGGGUUCCGCCGCUGGCGCGCAGGGCGGUGGGGGAAUGCCAGGGGGGAUGGGCGGAGGCAGGGGCGCGGCAGGGGGGAGAGUACUAGGGGGAGGAGCGGGGAAAUCGCGGUUUUUGAGCGUGCAGGAGACGAGACGAGGGGAAGGUGCGCUUAGCAGGCUGGGAGCAGGUAUUGGAGGGAGCGUGAGAGAGACGCGUGACUAUAACGAAGGUUCGGAAUGGAUGGGUGGGGAUCCGAGACGGCCGAUGGCGCUAGCGGAAGGGAGUGGGGUGCGGAACGGUGGGGGGCGGGGGGGCAGGGCGGAGGAGUAUGGAAGAGAUGGAGGGGGCGGCGGUGGUGGUAGUAUGAGUGGCGCCGGUGGCGAUAAUUAUGAUGAUGAUGAUGAUGAUGAUGAUGAUGGUGAUGAUGAGAGACAGGCAGGUAUGGGUGGGGCACCGAGCCUGGGUGGUAGGGGCGGGAGAGGGCCGGGCGUUGUUCGUGGCAUGGCACGGGGCGGCAUGGGCGGCAGAGGGGGCAUGGGCGGGCGGCACAGGCGCACGAGCUCGGAGUCGCAGGCUGCAGCAGCGUUCUACAGCGCGCCUGGAGAUGACUUCUUCUGGAGCGGUGGGGGUGACACGGGCGCGCCCCCUGUGAGGCAGGGCGGGCAGCGGGGACUGGGGCAACAAGGGCAGGGGUCUGGGCAGGGGCAGGGGCAGCAGGGCGUGGGGUCAGGACGGAGUUUGCAGAGAGUCGGGGGAGAGGCAGGGAGGGGAGGAGGCGACGCGGGGCGGGGGAGGAUGCACGGUGCAGGUGGGCGUGGUGGCACUGCUGGUGCUGCUGGUGCCAGUGGGAGGGGUGCGGUUGGGCCCGCCGGUGGGAGAGGGCAGGGGGGGGUGGGGAGAGGUGCAGGGAGUGUUGGCAGGGGUGGUGGCAGCUCUGUGAGAGCCCAGCAGCAGCAGCGACAGCAGCAGGGGCAGCCGGAGCAAGAGCAGGGCCCAGAGCAGGGGCAGUGGGGGGAGCAGGCGGAGGAGUGUGAGCCACCGGAGCUGUCUAGGGAGCUGACGUUCCGAGUGAACCUGGAGCAGCCGGUGGUGGAGAGAGAACCCGCGCUGGAGCGCGAACUCACCUUCCGCAUGGGCGCGACCUGA